AAAAGUGUCACGUCUGUUUGCGUGGACACAAAAAUAAUAGACUUUUACAAACUUUUAUUAUAAUUGUAAAUAAAAUUUGAUUAAAAAUAUUUAUUAAAAUUAUUGGAUAAUUUUAAAUAACAAAGAGGUUAAGUUUUUUUUUCAUAAAUGUAUUUACUGAAUUUAAAUUAAAUUUUUUAACAAUUAAAUAAUACAAAGAAAGCAAAAAAAAAAAAAAAAUAUUUAUACUUAAAAAAUGCCGAGAUUAUCAAUGAUUCCUCGCACAUCGCGAAUUGUUGCACUUUGUUCAGCAGCAAAUUUUAUAAAUUCAGCUGAUAGAUUAAUAAUGCCAAUAGCAAUAGUGCCAAUGUCAGCUGAAUACAACUGGAGUCUUCAUUUACAAGGAUGGAUUCAUUCAGCAUUUGCAUUUGGAUAUUUUACAAGUCAGAUUAUUGGAGCAUGUACAGCAAGUAAAUUUGGUUGUAAAAAAGUAUUGAUGUCUGCUGUACUACUUUGGUCAAUAAGUACAGUGAUAACUCCAUUUUUAGCACAUUCAGUUCCUCUAUUAAUUACCUGUAGAGUUAUUCUUGGUCUUGGUGAAGGCUUAGGUUUACCAGUUAUAUUUCAUUUAUUCGCACACAGCGUACCAGUUGAAGAAAGAUCACGUGCUUUCGGUUACCUGGUUGCUGCUGGAUCUGUUGGACAAGUUUUUGCCUCAAUUCUAUGUCCUAGGAUAGCAUGGCAAACUGGUUUUUAUUUAUUUGGUACAUUUGGUAUUAUUUGGACGUUAUUUUGGAUGAUAAUUUAUCACGAAUCAAGUACCCAAGAUGAAAUACCGCUAUUUGUACCAAAGGUAUCACAAAAUAGAAAUAUUCGAUGGAUGGAAAUGAUUUAUCAUUGGCCACUUUGGUCAUUGUAUAUAGCCCAUUUUGCAAUGAACUGGAGCAAUUAUAUUAUUAUGCAAUGGUUACCAACAUAUUUAGCUAAAAAUUUAUCAGCAAAUAAAGAAAGUCUUAGUCUUACUGCUCUUCCAUAUAUUGUAAAUUCUCUUGUUGGUAUUGUUGCUGGACAUUGUGCAGAUAAUUUAAUUCAAAAAAGAUGGUCAAUUCUUUCGGUAAGAAGAUUAAUGACAAAUAUUGGUCUAAUUGGACCUGGACUGUUUCUUUUAGCAUUUUGUGCUGUAAAUAAUUUACUUUCGGCUGUGAUUUUUGUAUCAAUUUCAAUGGGUCUGUGUGCGUGUAAUUCGGCUGGACAUUUAAGUAAUCAUGCUGAUGUUGCACCUAAUCAUGCAGGAAUAACAUUUGCAAUAUCAAAUACAAUUGCAACAAUUCCUGGUAUUCUUUGUGGACCACUUACUGCUGAAUUAGUAACUGCAUCAAGUGGUAGAUGGAUGCCAGUAUUUGCGUUAGCAGCUGCUAUUAAUUUUACGGGUGCUAUAAUUUAUCAGGGACACAGUUCUGCAUUGCCAAUUGUAUAAAAUAAUAGAGUAUUUUAAUGGCAAGUGAAAAAUAUAUUUUUUUUAACUUGAGCUAUAUGACCAGACAUAUCAUGAUUUUUUUAAAUAAUUAAAAAUAAUUUUAAUUAGACUUUUUCUCAGUCGUGUGAUAAAAUAAUCAUUGCAUAAUAUUAAUUUCGAAUGAAAAGUUAUUAAAAAAUUGUAAAUGAUGUAAGAAUGAAAAAACUUACUGUAAAUACGAAAAAAAAAAGAAAUUAUUAUUGAAAACCAAAUAUAUAUAUAUAUAUAUUUUUUUUUUUUUUUCUUUUAUUAUUUUACAUUUAACU
Molecule: messenger RNA, 1761 nt
Organism: Aphidius gifuensis
Lineage: Eukaryota; Metazoa; Arthropoda; Insecta; Hymenoptera; Braconidae
Product: ascorbate transporter, chloroplastic-like
Exons: 8
Coding region: 236-1456 (406 amino acids)
Biological process (GO): transmembrane transport; monoatomic anion transport
Molecular function (GO): transmembrane transporter activity
Source: RefSeq, a predicted model, not a curated record